Molecule: messenger RNA, 4066 nt
Organism: Epinephelus moara (kelp grouper)
Lineage: Eukaryota; Metazoa; Chordata; Actinopteri; Perciformes; Serranidae
Gene: abr
Product: ABR activator of RhoGEF and GTPase
Exons: 22
Coding region: 135-2594 (819 amino acids)
Biological process (GO): intracellular signal transduction; positive regulation of GTPase activity
Cellular component (GO): membrane
Molecular function (GO): GTPase activator activity; guanyl-nucleotide exchange factor activity
Source: RefSeq, a predicted model, not a curated record
UUCUCUCUCGGUGUCCAGACGACUUGCUCUGAAGGGAAAACACUGAUGUGUCCGGACAGGCCCUGAAGAAGGGAAUCAGAGGCAGAAAGAGGAGAGGAGGAGGAGGAGAAAGAAAGAAAAAGAAAGAGAGAAUCAUGGAGGAAGAAGAGGAGGAGGUGCUGUGCUACUUGGACAGUGUGCUGGAGGAGGAGGAGGUGUUUGAAUAUGGAGAUGGGGAGCUGGAUCCCAUCACUCCGACACAUAGACAGUUCAAGGGGGACAUAGAGAAAGGACUGGAGAUGAAGAAACUGGUGCUGUCCGGAUUCUUGGCCAGCGAGGAGAUCUACAUUAACCAGCUGGAGGCCCUGCUACUGCCCAUGCGUCCCUUAAAAGCCACGGCCACAACCUCGCAGCCCGUCCUGACCAUCCAGCAGGUAGAGACCAUCUUUUACAAAAUCCAGGACAUUUUUGAGAUCCACAAGGAGUUCUACGACGCCCUCUUACCCAACAUCCAGCAGUGGGACGAGAAGGUCACCGUGGGACAUUUGUUCCAGAAGCUGGCCAGCCAGUUGGGAGUGUACAAGGCUUUUGUGGACAACUACAAAGUGGCGCUAGAGACGGCAGUGAAAUGCAGCCAGGCCAACGGCCAGUUCCAGAAGAUAUCUGAGAACCUCAAAGUAAAAGGUCCUAAAGACUCCAAAGAUUGUACCACGACUGUCUCGAUGGAGGCUCUCCUUUACAAGCCCAUUGACCGUGUUACCAGAAGCACCCUGGUCCUUCAUGACUUGCUGAAACACACUCCUAAGGACCACCCGGACUUCCCCCUCCUGCAGGACGCUCUGCGGAUAUCUCAGAACUUUCUCUCCUCCAUCAACGAGGAGAUCGACCCUCGCAGGACUGCCGUCACCACGCCCAAGGGAGAGGCUCGUCAGCUGGUGAAGGAUGGCUUCCUGGUGGAGGUGUCAGAAAGCUCCAGGAAGCUUCGGCACGUCUUCCUCUUCACCGAUUUGCUGCUCUGUGCCAAGAUGAAGAAGACGGCUGUUGGUCGCCAUCAGCAGUAUGAGUGCAAGUGGUACAUUCCUCUGGCAGACUUGACCUUCCAGACCCUGGACGACUCUGACUCCUGCCCCAGUAUCCAGGUCCUGCCCGAGCACGAGAUCGAGGAGAUGAAGAUCAAGAUCUCAGUCUUAAAGAGUGAGAUACAGAAAGAGAAGAAAGCACCGAAGGGUCAGAGUCGCGUGGAGCGUCUGAGGAAGAAGAUGAAUGAGCAGGAGUCGUGGCUGCUCCUGCACUCUCCCACCAUCCCCUUCCGCAUCCACAACAAACAUGGAAAGAGCUACCUGUUCCUCCUCUCCUCCGACUACGAGAGGUCAGAGUGGAGGGAAAGCAUCCAGAAACUCCAGAAGAAGGAUCUCCAGUCCUGUGUAUUAAGUUCUGUGGAGCUCCAGGUCCUGACCAGCUCCUGUUUCAAACUCCGAACUGUCCACAACAUUCCUGUCACCAGUAACAAAGACGAUGAGGAGACUCCUGGCCUGUACGGCUUUCUGCAUGUGAUCGUCCACUCUGCCAAAGGAUUCAAGGAGUCAGCCAAUCUAUACUGCACCCUUGAAGUGGACUCCUUUGGAUACUUUGUCAGCAAGGCCAAGACCCGCGUCUUCAGAGACACCACAGAGCCUCAGUGGAACGAAGAGUUUGAGAUUGAGCUGGAGGGCUCCCAGUACCUGCGGAUCCUGUGCUAUGAGAAGUGUUAUGACAAAAGCAUGCUGAAUAAGGAUGACAACGAGAUUGUGGACAAGAUCAUGGGAAAAGGACAAGUCCAGCUGGAUCCUCAGACGGUGCAGUCCAAGAACUGGCACAUGGACGUCAUAGAGAUGAAUGGGAUCAAAGUGGAAUUCUCCAUGAAGUUUACGAGUCGGGACCUCAGCUUGAAGAGAACGCCAUCCAAAAAACAGAGUGGGGUGUUUGGAGUCAAAAUCAACGUGGUGACAAAGCGCGAGCGCUCCAAGGUGCCUUACAUCGUCCGUCAGUGCAUUGAGGAAGUGGAGAAGAGGGGGAUUGACGAAGUGGGAAUCUACAGGAUCUCAGGGGUGGCCACGGAUAUCCAGGCCCUCAAAACUGCAUUCGACACCAAUACCAAAGACAUCCUGGUGAUGCUGAGCGACAUGGACAUCAACGCCAUCGCAGGAACACUGAAGCUGUACUUCAGGGAGCUGCCGGAGCCUCUGCUCACUGACCGCCUCUACCCCGCCUUCAUGGAGGGCAUAGCGCUCUCAGACCCGGCAGCCAAGGAGAACUGCAUGAUGCACCUCCUGCGCUCCCUGCCCGACCCCAACCUCAUGACCUUCCUCACUCUGCUGGAGCACCUCAAACGGGUGGCUGAAAAGGAGCCCAUCAACAAGAUGUCCCUCCAUAACCUGGCCACUGUGUUUGGCCCCACUCUGCUCAGGCCCUCAGAGUCAGAGAGCACGAAGGGACAGCACAUCACCUCCGCCUCUGACAUCUGGUCACAUGACGUGAUGGCGCAGGUCCAGGUGCUGCUCUAUUACCUGCAGCAUCCUCCCAUCUCCUUUGCCGAACUGAAGCGCAACACGCUCUACUUUUCCACUGAUGUUUAGUCCCCACCCACCUCCCUCAGGGCGCCAUCUGGAGAGGAGAGCGUGAGAGACUCCAUACAAACCUUGGUCCUCGCCACUUGGUCCUCCUGCCUCACCUCUCCGCCCAGCAGGCAGCUCAUCUUGACUGUACAGCCCCCAAAACACACAUCCCUCCUGUCUGCACCCCCGAACCAACCACCUCACCCCCCCCCAGUCCUAAAAAGAGAUGGAGCCGAGCACGUAGGGAGGUGGUGAAGGAGAUUUCCUGGUCGUCUAGUAGUCACAUGUCCUGUUUGUAAUGUGAGGAGAGCAGAGCCGCCCCUCCCACCGACAAGACAACAAGGCAUUCUGGGACCACUGUGGAAAAGAUCGAUGGGGGUCCGAGGCCACAGCCUGGCGCGGUGGCACAGGAUCACACCAGUGUGUGUCAUAAGCGAGCCCUGUCCAGACGCUGGUUUGAUGAGUCGACUCAGCUUCUUUUUCCUGAUCAGAGGCAUUCCAGAAAAAAAAUGGCAUUUACAUGUUUAAUAAUUAUGUUCAGCAGCUGUUUUGUUUCCUUUUUUUCUGUCUUUCUGGCUUUGUGCAUGUGGUGGAGGAGGCCGGGGUGUGUGAGUGACGAUGUGGAUGUACUUGAGUGAGUGUGUGCGUGCACGUGUGUGUGUGUCUGUGUGUUUAAGGGACUAUGAGAACUUGUGAGGUGUAGAAGUGGCUGGGAGCCACCCUAAUAAACGGCUGGUGACGUGUCUCUCUGUGCUGACAAACAAGAGAGAGCUGCCCUCCCCAGUGAGUCUUGGCCAAAUUAGCCCUAUUUAUUUUAAAUAUAUAUAAUAUGUGUGCCUGUACAGUUCUGUGCAACUAGAGAAAUGCUCUAAGGAGUCUGUUUUUUGAAGUUUAUUCAGGUAGUGACGUUAUUUUUAGUCUGAUUUUCUCAUUCACCAUGUCCAUGGUUGGUAAGCUGUACUGAAAAAAAAAAAAGUCUGCCAUUUAAUUUCAGAUCACUUUGUAGAGGAGAGAGGGCACUCUGUGACAUGAGGGUUGUAGGGAAAAAACACAGUGAAUGGAACAUUUAGCUUUUUUUCUUGUUGUUUCAUUGCAAGCCUGUUCCAAGUGUCUUACUGCACCGGUAUAAUCUAUAGAGUUGAUUUGUGUAGUUGCCCUCAUUGCAUGUUCAGCUUGUCAAUCAGACCAGGCCAGGUAACACAAAGGUAGGUUGUCUCUGCAAGGCCCUCGCUAAGACCGGCAAACGCCCAUCUCUGCUCUGUACAAAGCCAACCUUUCUGCUAUCAAGCCUGCGACAUAUCUUAAGAUACUGUAAGCACUGCUAGAUGAGUACUAUUUGAUAUUUUUAAUAUAAGAUUAAAAUGGAAUAAAAAAUGUUGUAUUUUACUUCCUUUGAGAAGAAUUUCAAUAUACUGUAAUAUUGAGACUAAAUGUCAAUGUGAACUUUUCUCCCCCUUUUUUUUAGUAAAAUAAAAGUUACCAAAACACUCUCA